AUGGGUAAAAGCCAGAAUCCCGAAGUUGUGAAGCGCACACUUCGGAUUCAGAGGGCCGUCUUUCGCAAGAAGACCGAAACCCUCGCGGACAUCUUGAAUAAGCGGCGCCCGAAAUGCAAAAAGGCCAAGGCCAUUGUGCGGAAACUCGAGGCGGAGAUCAAAGAACUGGGGGGGGAACUGUCUGAUGAAGUUUCGUCCUGUAACUCGCUUCUCGGUGAAACCUCUUCCGAAAGUGAGAACAAGGACGAGAGUUCAUCAGACAGUUCCAGUUCUAGCACGAACGCUGCGGACGAGGUGCCGGUUACAACGAAGAAGGCGGCUAAGGCCAAGCCGGCAGCAGCGAAGAACAAGGAGGAGGGUAAGCAGAGUGAAGGGAGUGGCAAGGGGCCACCCGAGGAGCUGGCGGAGGGGCCUUCUAAGAAGGUAACCCGACGUGGGAAGGACAGCUUCCCCGUGCUGGCUCCAGGUGAUCCCGCACCUAAUCACCGCGGUAAACCUGAUGCCGACGGUGUUCUUUAUCCUGGGUUUCCCGUAGGGCAUCCCCAGCGGUGCGACACAUGCGAAGUUCUUCGUCGUGGCUUUUCCCGAACGGGAAAGAAGCACAACGAGAACUGUCGCUGGCGCUCUCGUGGUGUUCGUCCUAAGGACAGCGCCAAGUGA
This is a messenger RNA of Symbiodinium sp. CCMP2592, 660 nucleotides long. NCBI's taxonomy places the organism in Eukaryota, Dinophyceae, Suessiales, Symbiodiniaceae. The record is from the annotation of a GenBank genome assembly.